Molecule: messenger RNA, 2018 nt
Organism: Molossus molossus (Pallas's mastiff bat)
Lineage: Eukaryota; Metazoa; Chordata; Mammalia; Chiroptera; Molossidae
Gene: NEK2
Product: NIMA related kinase 2
Exons: 8
Coding region: 20-1357 (445 amino acids)
Biological process (GO): chromosome segregation; protein phosphorylation
Cellular component (GO): centrosome; cytoplasm; nucleus
Molecular function (GO): protein kinase activity; ATP binding
Source: RefSeq, a predicted model, not a curated record
UCCUGCGGCGGCCCCUGCCAUGCCGACCCGGGUGGAGGACUACGAGGUGCUGCACACCAUUGGCACCGGCUCCUACGGCCGCUGCCAGAAGAUCCGGAGGAAGAGCGACGGCAAGAUACUAGUUUGGAAAGAACUUGACUAUGGCUCCAUGACAGAAGCUGAGAAGCAAAUGCUUGUUUCUGAAGUGAAUUUGCUUCGUGAACUGAAACAUCCGAACAUCGUCCGUUACUAUGAUCGAAUUAUUGACCGAACCAACACAACACUGUACAUUGUAAUGGAAUAUUGCGAAGGAGGAGACCUAGCUAGUAUGAUUACAAAGGGAACCAAGGAAAGACAAUACUUAGAUGAAGAGUUUGUUCUUCGAGUGAUGACUCAGUUGACUCUGGCCCUAAAGGAAUGUCACAGACGAAGUGAUGGUGGUCAUACUGUGCUCCAUCGGGAUCUGAAACCAGCCAAUGUCUUCCUGGAUGGCAAGCAAAACGUGAAGCUUGGAGACUUUGGGCUGGCUAGAAUAUUAAACCAUGAUACAAGUUUUGCAAAAACAUUUGUUGGCACCCCUUACUACAUGUCUCCUGAACAGGUGAGUCGCAUGUCCUACAAUGAGAAAUCAGACAUCUGGUCGCUGGGUUGUUUGCUGUAUGAACUGUGUGCAUUAAUGCCUCCAUUUACAGCUUUCAACCAGAAGGAAUUAGCUGGGAAGAUCCGAGAAGGCAAAUUCAGGCGAAUUCCAUAUCGUUACUCUGAUGAAUUAAAUGACAUCAUUACAAGGAUGUUAAAUUUAAAGGAUUACCAUCGACCUUCUGUCGAAGAAAUCCUGGAGAACCAUUUGAUAGCAGACUUUGUUGCAGAGGAGCAAAGAAGAAAUCCUGAGAGAAGGGGGCGACAACUAGGAGAACCAGAGAAGUUGCAGGAGUCCAGCCCUGUGUUAAGCGAGCUGAAACUAAAGGAAAUGCAGCUGCAGGAGCGGGAGCGAGCCCUCCGAGCCAGAGAGGAGCGACUGGAGCAGAAGGAACGUGAGCUCUGUGUUCGUGAGAGGCUGGCGGAGGACAAAGUAGCGAGAGCAGAGAGUCUGCUGAAGAACUACAGCCUGCUGAAGGAGCAGCGGCUCCUGUCUCUGGCCAGCGGACCAGAACUUGUUGAUCUUCCAUCCUCGAUAAUUAAGAAGAAAGUUCAUUUCAGUGGAGAGACUAAGGAGAAUGUCAUGAGGAGUGAGAAUUCUGAGAGUCAGCUCACCUCCAAAGCCAAGUGCAAAGACCUGAAGAAAAGGCUUCAUGCUGCCCAGCUGCGUGCCCAAGCCCUGUCAGACAUGGAGAAAAACUACCAUCUGAAAAGCAGACAGAUUCUGGGCAUGCGCUAGCUGAGCGAGCGACACAGAGCUGUGCAUGGUGUUUAAUAUUGCCAGUCCCUUCAGAUUGAUAUUCAACUGCUGUAGCUUGACAUACUUGGUUCUGUGAGCCAUGCCUUUUUGUACAGUAAGCACGAUGUUUUGGAAUCGCCUUUGCUGUUCUUCAGCGAUGAUUGUACAAAAUGUCCACACCUUUAAUUUUUUUUUCUUUUUUAAAAAAACACUUUAGAGAAAGAAUGACACUUUCUUGGUUGGGCUUUUUAAUCCUGUGUGUUGGUUACUACUGGAACAUGAAAUAUUACAUUCUAAAUGUUGGAGAAAAAUAAUGUCAGAAAAAAAUACAUUUACCCAGGAAUAGCGCUUACGGAGGAGUUUUAAAUGACUGAGUGGUGUGCUUGCAAUGGUCACGUCUAGAUUUAAAAUUUUAAGUCUGAGGUUUUAAAUAUUCUAGAGCUUAGAAAACCUAAUUGGAUACAAAAUGGUCACUGGUACCCUGACACAUUGUUUGUAGAUGUCGCUUACAAAUGUCGCGCCGCUCUGCAGUGCUCAUCUGCCACCUUCUGUGGAAAUCAUCACUGAUGCCUGUUCUCUCUCCCUUUUUAUUCUAUCUAACUGUGUGUACGCUGGCUGUCAUUCACUCAUCUCGGUCUCGCUAAAUAAAAGAAUUCUUUGG